AUGCGCAUUUCGGACAAGAUCAAGAAGGCAGAGCGUGAGGGUCGCCCCUGGUGGAGCUUCGAGUUCUUCCCGCCCAAGACGUCCGAGGGCUGGGUCAACCUGUACGACCGCAUCGAGCGCAUGCAGCAGCUCGGUCCCAUCUUUGUCGACAUCACCUGGGGUGCAGGCGGCUCGACGUCGGACGCGACGACGGGCUUCGUCAAGACGGCGCACUCGGAACUCGGCCUCGAGACGUGCAUGCACCUGACCUGCACCAACAUGCCGACCGAGAUGGUCGACCAGGCGCUCAAGGAGGCGUACGACUCGGGCUGCCGCAACAUCCUCGCGCUGCGCGGCGACCCGCCUCGCGGCGUCGAGGAGUGGAAGCCCGUCGAGGGCGGCUUCAACCACGCCAUCGACCUCGUGCGCCACAUUCGCAAGAAGUACGGCGACUACUUCGACAUCGGCGUCGCCGGCUUCCCCGAGGGCCACCCGCAGAGCGAGAGCCCCGAGGCCGAGAUCCGCCACUUCAAGGCCAAGGUCGACGCGGGCGCCAACGUCGUCUUUACGCAGAUGUUCUACGACGCCGACGUUUUUAUCGACUGGGGCCGCCGCCUGCGCGCCGCCGGCAUCACGAUCCCGAUCGUGCCCGGCAUCAUGCCGAUCCAGACGUACGCCGCCUUCAAGCGCCGCACCGACUUCGCCGGCACGAUCGUGCCCAAGGAGCUGUGGGACAUGCUCGAGCCAAUCAAGGACGACGACGCCAAGGUGCGCGAGUUCGGCACGCGGUACGUCGCCGACAUGUGCCGCAAGAUCCUCAACGCCGACCUCGGCAUCCACGGCAUGCACUUCUACACGAUGAACCUGUCGCGCGGCACCGAGAUGCUCCUCGAGGAGCUCCAGUUCGUCGCCAUGGCCGACCGCGUCAAGCCCUUGCCGUGGCGCGUUUCGCUCACGCAGAAGCGCCGCACCGAGACGACGCGCCCCAUCUUCUGGUCCAACCGCCAGCGGUCGUACUUGACGCGCACCCGCGAGUGGGACGAGUUCCCCAACGGCCGGUGGGGCGACGCCUCGUCGCCCGCGUUCGGCGACGUCGACGCGCUCCAGCUCGCGCUCCCGCACAAGCCGCAGGACGCCGUCAAGAUCUGGGGUACGCCGCGCUCGCUCGGCGACAUCUCGGCCCUGUUUGCCCGGUUCUGCCGAGGCGACCUCAAGGCCCUCCCGUGGAGCGACCAGCCGGCCGCCAAGGAGACGAGCUACAUUGCCGAGCAGCUCGCCAAGAUCAACGAGCUCGGGUUCCUCACUAUCAACUCGCAGCCUCGAGUCGACGGCGUCUCGUCGGACGACCCUGCGCUCGGGUGGGGCCCGAUGAACGGCUACUGCUACCAGAAGGCCUACCUCGAGUUCUUUUGCCCGCCCCAGCACGUCGAGGCGCUCCUCGCCAUCCUCGACAAGGCGCCCUCGAUCACGUACCACGCCGUCAACAAGCAGGGCGAGUUCCAUUCCAACACGGCCCCGGGCCCCAACGCCGUCACCUGGGGCGUCUUCCCUGGCGCCGAGGUGAUCCAGCCGACCGUCGUCGACUCGACGGCGUUCCAGGCGUGGAAGGAUGAGGCGUACGAGCUCGGCGCUCAGUGGGCCCUCCUGUACCGCGAGAGUGAGCCCGAGACGCACAAGCUCAUCCAGGGCAUCUUUGACGAGUUCCACCUUGUCAACAUCGUCUUCAACGACUACCGCAACACAGACGACGACGCCGUCUUCAAGCCCUUCUACGAGCUCGCGCAGCAGAACGGCGUCCACCUUAACGGCUCGUCGACCGCCGCCACGACCGACUAGACAUCUUCGUCGUCGUCUCGACCUCAACUGUCCAUACCUCGCCUCGCCCUUUUCGCCGCAUCGUCAACCGAGACGUCGUCCUCCUCCCUCUUUCGCCUCUCUCUCUCGCCUCGCAGUAUCGUCUCUCGAUCUUUUAGUCCAUCUUCGUGUUGCCUUCAACAGGGCUUUCCCUCUCGUCGUCGUUCGUCUCGCCCUCAGUUCAACCACCCCCCCUUUCCCCUGUAUCGACUUCUCAACAACCUCGGUCCCGCAUCAACUGCAUCUUCUCCCUCGCACCCUCCUAUUCCUCCUGCGGCUCCCUCCCCUCUCUAGACUACCCCCUACCUCACUCUGCGGCCUCGUGUCCAACCACGGCCCUCUUGUUACCCUCCCCUCUCGCGACGAGAUGACGCGCUCGCACCCCUUCUCUCUGGAAUGCCAGCUCGCUCGCUCUCA
Rhodotorula graminis WP1 is the source of this 2250-nucleotide messenger RNA. RefSeq lists its product as uncharacterized. The transcript has 8 exons. The coding region runs from base 1 to 1815 and encodes 604 amino acids. Gene Ontology annotation, cellular component: cytosol. Gene Ontology annotation, molecular function: FAD binding; methylenetetrahydrofolate reductase [NAD(P)H] activity. The record is from RefSeq and is a predicted model, not a curated record. Lineage: Eukaryota; Fungi; Basidiomycota; Microbotryomycetes; Sporidiobolales; Sporidiobolaceae. Gene Ontology annotation, biological process: tetrahydrofolate interconversion.